AUGCAUCAUUAUUUACUAUCUAUUAUAUUCAUAUUAAUAUUAAUUAAUAAUAUUCAUAGUCAAAUUGCAUUUGAAUCAUUAUGUACACCAGAAGUUGAAGUUCCUGGAUUACCAUCAAUUAAUGGUAAUGAUGAAUUCGAAAUAGAUCUUUAUGAAACCAAAUUUCUACCAGAUGAUACAGUAUUAUUGGCAAUUAAACAAAAACGUCAAAAUUAUGGUAUUGGUGAAUUUGUAUUACGUGCAUUUGAUGCUGAUAAUAACGUUGUUGGUCGAUUUGAUGAUCGACAAACAGGAAAAAUAUCAUUAAAACAUCAUACAUGUCCAAAUGGAGCUAGUGUUAUUUACGUCGAUAAGAUUGAAGGUCAUAGUUAUCGACAAAUUCCAUUGGCAUGGCGAGCUCUUAGUCUUGAUCCAAAUCUUGAUGAAAUUACAUUUCGAGCAGAUAUUGUUUCAAAUAAACAAAUCUAUCGAGUAAAAUCUGCUCCAUUAAAAAAACGUGUAGCAUCUGGACUUAUUCCUUCAAAUUAUCAAUCAGUUAAUAUUGAUUUUUGUGGUGAAUCACAAGGUUGUUUAGUUGUUCCACAAUAUUGUAAUAAUAAUUCAUCAUGUGAAUAUGCACUUUCAUGGCAAGUCAUCGAUGAAAAUACAGCUAGAUUUCAUAUUGUUGCAAGAGCACAUGGUUUCGUUGGUGUUGGAUUUUCCAAUGAUGAAAAACGAGGUGAUGAUCAAGUUGUAUUAUGUACACGGGAUGCUAAAAAUCAUGUUUAUGUACGUAAUAUGUUUGUUGGUGUUCAAACACCACAAAAUAUAUUACGUGAUCGACCAUUAUAUGGUCUACAAGAUACAGAUGGUUAUUCUAAUGGUUCUCAUAUUGUCUGUAAAUUUGACCGAAAAUUAUCACCUCAUACACCAGAAGUAUUAGAAAAUGAUGGAAAAAAUCCUGAUGGAGUUGAUAAUAAUAAAUUUGUUAAUUUAAAAGAACCACAUUAUAUGUAUCCAAUUUAUACCAAUGAAGAUUUAUUAACAUCGCAAGGUAUGCGUAUUCCUGCUCAAGAUAUUCCAAUUGUAAAUAAUCAUCCGAUUAAUUUUGAACGUGGUAUUUGGCCAAAAUCACAUCCAAGAGAUGGUGCUUUUCUUGCAAAACUUCAUGCUAUUUUAAAUAUCAUUGCAUGGAUUUUACUUGCAUCAGCAGGUGUUAUGGUUGCUCGAUAUUUUGAUUUAAUUUGGCCAGAAUAUGAACGUCGUGUAGUUGUUGAUAGUAAUGGUGUUGUAACAGGAGAGAAAUUACAACGACGAAGACGAUUUUCAUUUUUUAAUGUUUUUCAACCAAUUAUGGUCACAGUUGCUAUUUUAACAUGGCUUGCAUUUUUUGCUAUUCUACUUGAACUUAAUUGGAAAUGGACAUAUGGAACACAUCAUAUGUGGCAUUCAAUUCUCGGUGUUAUUGUACUUGUCUGUGCUUUUCUUGCUCCACUUAUUGGUAUUUUACGACCAGUACCUCGAACAAAACGUUUCUGUUGUUGGUAUUGGAUACAUUGGUUAGUUGUUUCUUUAGCUCAUUGUCUUGCUGUUCCGGUUAUCUUUUUGGGCAUGGAUAAUCGUCGAUUAGACUUAUGGACAUGGUGUUCAUGGCUUUUAUUUGGUUGGUGUAUAUUUCAUUUUAUUGUUCAACUUAUUUUCGAAAUUCAUGCUUGUUGUUGUGGAAGACAAGAUUAUGAACGUUUUGAAGAUGCUGAUUAUUAUUCAGAGAAACAUCCAGAUCAUCGUGCACGACGAGAACGUGUACCCGGAGAAGCAUGGAAACCAGCUCUUUUAAGCAUUUAUGUUUUUAUAACAGUAAUCGUAGUUAUUAUUCUCAUUCUUGCUGUCAUUUUCUAUCAAGGUUAUUAA
Adineta steineri is the source of this 1890-nucleotide messenger RNA. The record is from the annotation of a GenBank genome assembly. Lineage: Eukaryota; Metazoa; Rotifera; Eurotatoria; Adinetida; Adinetidae.